AUGGUGAGAUUAACUGCCGAAUAUAUUGAAAAGAAAUGUUCACAAAUGCAGUUAAAUAAAUCUCUUAGUAAGAAAUUAAAACAAGACGAAUUAUAUAGCUUAACUACUUUACGUAUGAACAGUAUGUUUAUCAGCAGCAUCGUAAUACAAUCUACGCAUAUGAUCAUAUUGUUACAGGGUAAUUUUGUCAAUUACAAAAAUCUUCAAGUAAUAUACUUGCAAAAUAACAACAUUGCGAUAAUAGAAAAUUUGCAUUUUGCAUCAAAUCUAACGCAUUUAUACUUGCAGCAUAACGAAAUAAGUAAAAUAGAAAAUUUAAAUUUUCUUGAAAAAUUACAAACACUUUAUUUAGGGUAUAACAAAAUAUUAGUGGUGGAAGGUCUUGAAUGUUUAAGAAAUUUAACCACUUUAUAUAUAGAAAAUCAAAAAUUACCUACUGGAGAGUCACUAUGCUUCGAUCCGCGGAGUAUAUUUACUUUAUCUACUUGUUUGAAAAUACUCAAUAUUUCUGGUAACAAAAUGACAUCUCUAAAAAACAUUGAAAAAUUGCAUAGAUUAGAAGUUUUAGAUGUUGCAAAUAAUUUUAUUGACGAUAUUAACGAUUUAACAGAAAGUAUAAGUGCCUUAACUUCUUUAACAGAUCUGUCGUUACAAGGCAAUCCUGUAACUCAAUAUCAUAGGUACAGAGAAAAUCUUAUUGCAAAUAAUGACACUCUAAAAACUCUUGAUGGAAAAACGGUGACAGAUAUAUGUAGAUGUUUCAUGAAAAGAUUCAAGAUAAAGAAACAUCUCCAUCACACCAAAAAAUCAUUGAGUACUACAUUAGAUGAAGAUAUUACAAGUUCGUUAAAUCUACCGCCUUCAUUGAAAGAAUCAAUAUCCAGAGCAAUAUUUCAACAUCCUGAUCCAAAAUUAUCUACAACAUCUACGAUUAAUGAAACGCAAUCGUACAUAUUUCCAUCAUGGAAAAUAGGUAACAAUACAAAAAGCUAUUUAAAUGAUUCUUAAUAUACCUAAAAAUAUUAUUAAUAAUUAAUCAAUUUUUAUAACAUCUCAGGUAUAAAUAUUGUAAAGAAUGGUCAUAUAAUUCCGAAACCAUUCUGGAGUAAUGUGAAAACUAAUAACUUUCCUAAC
Molecule: messenger RNA, 1134 nt
Organism: Heterotrigona itama
Lineage: Eukaryota; Metazoa; Arthropoda; Insecta; Hymenoptera; Apidae
Source: the annotation of a GenBank genome assembly